AAGUAGGGCAAAAGUCACUAGAGCGACGGUGCUAACCUCACGUGAUAAAACAGAGGUCGUUGAUUGGUUGGCAUUUCAUGAUUUCUGUUUGGUGAACAUUGUAAGGGCAUUGAAGGAUCUGAGCUGCUGCAGCUGAGAAAUAGCGAUGCUUUUUAACAAGGUUUUGAGGGCAGGUGUUCAGGCUGGACUCAGGUUUCAGAGUUCUGGCCCUCAAGCUAGUGCCAAAGCAGCGACUGCCAGCUUGAAGGGAGCUCAUGGAGGCUUUAGCUUUGAAUUAACUGACCAGCAGAAAGAGUUCCAGGAGUUAGCAAGAAAGUUUGCACGAGAGGAGAUUGUCCCAGCUGCCCCAUCAUAUGAUAGAAGUGGUGAAUAUCCAUUUCCUCUCAUUAAGAGAGCAUGGGAGCUGGGUCUAAUGAAUGGACAUAUUCCUGAGGACUGUGGUGGAAUGGGUCUGGGCAUAUUUGAUGCCUGUCUCAUCACAGAGGAGCUGGCCUUUGGUUGCACUGGUGUACAGACAGCCAUUGAGGCAAACUCUCUGGGACAAAUGCCAGUCAUUAUUGCUGGUAAUGAUGCCCAGAAGAAGAAAUAUUUGGGCAGAAUGACAGAAGAACCUCUAAUGUGUGCGUACUGUGUGACCGAGCCGGGAGCAGGCUCUGAUGUGGCUGCGAUAAAGACCCGGGCUGUGAAGAAAGGAGACGAGUAUGUGGUCAACGGUCAGAAAAUGUGGAUCACCAAUGGAGGAAAAGCGAACUGGUACUUCCUCCUGGCCCGCACAGAUUCCGAUCCCAAAUGUCCUACUAGCAAGGCUUUCACAGGCUUUAUUGUUGAAGCUGACACCCCAGGAGUCCAGCCUGGCAGAAAGGAACUGAACAUGGGCCAGAGAUGCUCAGACACCAGGGGCAUCACGUUUGAGGAUGUAAGAAUCCCGAAGGAGAAUGUUUUGAUUGGAGAAGGAGCCGGCUUCAAGAUUGCCAUGGGUGCCUUUGACAAGACCAGACCACCAGUGGCUGCUGGUGCAGUGGGACUUGCACAGAGAGCACUGGAAGAGGCCACAAAGUAUGCUUUGGAAAGAAAGACUUUUGGCAAGUUUAUUGCUGAGCACCAGGCAGUGUCAUUCCUUCUGGCUGAAAUGGCCAUGAAAGUGGAGCUUGCCAGGAUGGCCUAUCAGAGAGCAGCUUGGGAAGUGGAUGAGGGCCGCAGGAACACCUACUAUGCUUCGAUUGCCAAGGCCUUUGCUGGAGACAUUGCAAACCAGUGUGCCACUGAUGCCGUCCAGAUCUUUGGUGGGAACGGUUUCAAUAGUGAAUAUCCUGUGGAGAAGCUGAUGAGAGACGCUAAGAUUUACCAGAUUUAUGAAGGGACUGCUCAAAUCCAAAGGCUCAUCAUCUCAAGAGAACAUCUUGGGAGAUUCAAACAGUGAACCUGUAAACCCAGGACUUCCAUGCCAAGAG
This is a messenger RNA of Rhinichthys klamathensis goyatoka, 1451 nucleotides long. It is a transcript of the gene acadm, whose product is annotated as acyl-CoA dehydrogenase medium chain. The transcript has 12 exons. The coding region runs from base 146 to 1420 and encodes 424 amino acids. Lineage: Eukaryota; Metazoa; Chordata; Actinopteri; Cypriniformes; Leuciscidae. Gene Ontology annotation, molecular function: flavin adenine dinucleotide binding; medium-chain fatty acyl-CoA dehydrogenase activity. Gene Ontology annotation, cellular component: mitochondrion. The record is from RefSeq and is a predicted model, not a curated record. Gene Ontology annotation, biological process: fatty acid beta-oxidation; medium-chain fatty acid catabolic process.